GAACGUCCAUGGCCCUUGAGCCCACAUAAACUCACCUGACGAAGCCCAACGUUGGGUUGCAGAUAUGACGUCGUUUUGGUCUUCACUGUGCUCUCUCAGCUGAUUCCAGCUUCCUCCGACCCCUCUCCUCAGACACUUCACUUCUCUCCUUCCUUUGCCAUUUCCAAAACCUCAAUAAAGAUUCACAGAAACCUCAAAAAUUUUUGUGGGUUCUUUCAAUUAUUAGACUUUAUCCAUUAAAUUUCAUGUUUUCCUCCCCCCUUUGGUUUUUUUUUAUGUACAGUGUCUCGUUCAGCUGAAAUGAUUUAGUGCCAUCUCAAGACAUCAAGAAAGGUGUUAAAAUGGAUUUAAUGGCUAAAUGUGCAUGUGGGCAUGUUGCAGUAGACGUAUGCGAUACUGGUAGUGGUGAUAGUGAUUCUGGUGAGGGUAAUAGGAGAAGUGGUAAAGAAAAUGGGAUGAACAUAGACACCGAAAAUAAUAAUAGAAGUAAAACUGCUGGUGCUGAACCUGACACCAGAACUGAUGAUACUCGUGACGUGAGUUGGGUGGAUUUGGAUAAAGGCUUGCAUGAGCUGACUGAAAAUGACGUGUUUCACCUGAAAUUUGACUGUGAUGAAGAGGCAGGACUGUUUUAUGAGACUUAUGCCAAGCUUGUUGGGUUUAAUGUUCGAAAGGUGCAUACAAGACGUGAUGAGAAUAAUAAGGUAAGAUAUAGGGGAUGGGUUUGUUCAAGAGAAGGUUUUCGGGAGAACAGGAUAAAUAUGUGGGACAGGAAACGAGAUCCUAAACCUGUAAGCAGAAUUGGCUGUCUUGCUCACUUUCGGGUCAAAUAUGAUAAGAAAUCAGGCAAAUAUGUUGUUACGAGUUUUAUUAAAGAGCACAAUCAUGAGUUGGCACCUCCUAUAGUUGUCCCCUUUCUGCAGCCACAAAAGCGUGCACGUAGAGUAGCUGUAGAUGUUGGGUUUACUAAGAAAGAUAUAGAGCGUGAGUGGGCUAGCUCUGACAUUCGUGAUGGCGACAGUAGGUGUGUCUUAACUCACAGUGUCUUAGCUUACUUGAGUGCUAAGAACGACUAUGAUCCAGGGUUGUUUUAUAAGUAUGAUCUUGAUGAAGAAAAUCAAUUGUGUAGUAUAUUUUGGGCAGAUUCAAAGUCUAGAGCAGAUUAUGCCUUCUUUGGUGAUGUUUUGGUUUUGAACACUAAAUUUAGAAAGAAUGCUUACGAAAAACCUUUUAUUAUUCUUGCGGGUCUUAAUAAUCAUGAUCAGACAACCGUAUUUGGUUGUGCACUAUUGGGAGGCAAGACAGCUGAGACCUAUGUAUGGCUCCUUGAAACAUUCUUGGAAGCCACGAAUCACAAAGCACCUGUCUCAGUUAUUACAGAUGGUGACAAAGCUAUAGAAGAAGCAAUUCAGAAAACAUUCCCCACAUCUCAGCAUCGUAUAUGUCGCUGGCACCUAUUUAAGGAUGCUGUUUCAAGUGCUGGUGACUCAUCAUCUUUUGGGCCUGAGUUCAAGAAGUGUAUGGAGGAAAAUUGGAAUCCAGAAGAAUUUGAGGUGGCUUGGAUCAAAUUGGUGGAGAAAUAUGGACUUCAAGGCCAUCCAUGGUUUGAAGAGACUUACUCCAGGCGUACAAAAUGGGCAGAGGCUUACUUACGGGAGCAUUUCUUUGCUGGUCUGACCAGUAUUCGAGGCCAUGGAAUGAACACAUAUUUCACCCGGUUCCUGCAAGUUUGGCACAAGCUUCAUGAAUUUGUGAGGCACUAUGACAAGGCUCUUGUUUGUCUUCGUGAAGAUGAGGCAAAAGCAGAUUCUGAGUCAGAAAGCGCGUAUGCUGCUUUUUGUACAAUUUUGAGGGAUUUAGAGAGGCAUGCUGCUGAUGUCUUCACAAGAAGUAUGUUUCUCAAAGUUCGUGAACAGAUAAUGGGCGAUGCCAUGCUAAUUUUGAGUGGAAAAGAGUACCUCAAAGAUGAUGCCUGUUGGCUUUAUAAAUUUUCUGAAUAUAUGAAACCUGACGCGAUAUGGAAGGUUCGAUAUGAUCCAAGCAAUCAAAGCUUGAAAUGUUCCUGUUUCAAGUUAGUCACAGAUGGAGUGCCUUGCUGUCAUAUGGUUUCUGUGAUGAAAGCUGAACAUCUGAGAGAAUUUCCUAGAUGUUGCAUUCACAAAAGGUGGACCAAAUGUGCAAGGAGUGAAAUAGAUUCUGGGAUCGAUAUUCAAGCCUUAAAUAUGGCCACUCAAGUUGCACGUUUUCGAAUUUUAAAUUCUACCUGUAGUGAGAUGAAUUAUUAUGCUUCUCAGACAAUUCAAGGUUUUAAUGAAACACGGAGUCUCAUUUCUAAGAUCACGUCUCGUGUGAAGCAUAUUUACAAUUCAAAGGGUGAAGUGGACGAAACAGCACCAGAAGUCAGCCUGGAUGCUGAUGGCUCAACCACAAGGUCUGGUAUGCAUGAUCCCAAAUCAACAAACUCCAGUGGGCAAUGUGACGCUACUGCAGUGGAAACACCUCAACCUGACGAUUGCAGCCAGCGCAGUCAUGAUCAGACUACAUCCCAGCAGCUGCGUCUAAAUCAUGGCUUGCAAACAUCUGAAGGUACUGGUACAACAGAUGAUGGUGAGGGACGCACACAGAAUGGAGAAUUUUCUGGAGCGCCAAGCCAGCCCAUAAACUUGAUUUGGGAAGACAAUGAUUAGAUUCAUCCGAACGCCUAUCUGGUAGGUCUUAUCCCCUUUUAAGUUCUACAUUUUUGACAUAGCAGAUUUGUCCCUGUCUCAGAAAGUUAUAUUGUAAGACCCCUUUUACUCGUAUCAGUAGAUUGAACGAGUUAACAUACUGUGGAGAGAAAAUGAAUUUUGAUUGAAGGGUAAAUAUACAGAGUCCUACUUCAAUAGAACUAUUGGUUAAAUAGGUCAUGUUAUGCAUGGCUUCAAAUUUAAGGUAGUUAAUUUUAUUUAUCCCUGCAGGUAUAUUGCUGAUUUAGUUACUGAUUGGUCACAGUAUCUAGAGAGUGACUAUGAAUUUGGGGACAAAGGAGCUAAAUGUUGGUUAGAAAUAUUGAGGGGUAAAUUAAUAGUGGGUAUAAGUUUGGGAGGAUCAAUUGUAACAGCCCUCCAUAGACAGAUGUCAAUGUUUAGAUUCACUCUAUGAUGUUCUAUUCACCCAAUCAUGGUAUGUUUAGACUAUUAAUUUCUGGUUAUUGGCCAUAGCAAAGAAUUUAUUGAUGGAUUUUGCUAGUGGGACAUUUUUAAGUCUUUGGAGCAAGGUAAUACUCCAAUAUAAGUUUGACAGCUCUUAAUCUAAUAAUACCCCUCAGACUAGAUAUGUUACUGUUCACAUUGAACCUACGAUGAUUUUUUCAACUAAUUAUAAGAAGUGAAAAUUAUUUGGGGCCUCACUAUUGUCGCAUUCAAAAAUUUUGUAGACUGAUUGUGUUUAUAAUGCUUCCCAAUUUUGCCCAGGGAACUAACUCCACCAAUCUGCAAAUUGUAUUUGACUUAAUUUUUCUGAUGCAUUCUUUGGAGCUCCUUUUCAUUAAAGUGUAGCUCGUGUACUUCUAUGACAUACUUAUGUUUUAGGACCGAGGAUUUCUUAUUUUUCUCAACUUAUGUUGUUGGAAAUGUGAAUAAGAUUGCAUGUUUAGGAGACACAUUUAUGAUUCCCCAGCUGUGCUUUGUCAGAAAGGAAGCUCCAGCCCUCAUAACAAAUUUCAGUAUUCUUUAAUCUUGUUCAUUCUCUUAAUCUGUUCCUGUUCCCAGUAAAAUGUUCUUAAGUAGAUAUUUAUCUAAAGCAAGAGCUUUUUCCUUUAUUUUUUAUUUAUUUCUCUCUCUUUUGCGCAUGUGUGUGUGUGUGUGUUUAAAAGUCCUUUUCUUCAAAAUUCGGAAGAUCUCUUGUUCUUUCAUUUUGUAAGUAUCUUCUCUACCCUCAUGCAGAAAUUCUACCAUUUCCCAUAGUUGACCAAACUACAAAAUUUUAAAAACAAAAACUUUCAUAUGUUAAAGAUCACCUGCUCUACAGUGCCAUAUGUAACAAGCAAAAAUGUUUUUUUUUGCAUCACUGUGUUGAACUACAGUUGUGGAUCGGUCCAUAAUAAAAUAUUGAAGCUUCACAGAAUAUUACCAUUGUUUUUGUAACUUUAGUCUGAGACACAGUAUGUUUACUGUAGAUUUUGAAAAAAAAUAUACUACUAAAAUUGACUGUUAAAAAAUAAAAAAAUUGACUGUAAAAUACAAAUUCAAGUUGGAAUAGUGACUCAGUACUUCCAAACAGAUUAGGUUCUUGCAAAAUUGGUUUUUAGCUUUGGCUCAAAACAAGAGGAUGUGUUGGAAAAAUCUCUUCAGACAUCAUGGAUGUAUGAUAUAUUGAAAAAUACAUUAUGCAUUGACUGGAUUGCCACUAACUUGGGAAUUAGAUAUUAUGUGGAAUGGAUUUUGGCUUGCUUUUCUUGAUUGUGGGUUGUAACACUUUAGGCUGAUUGUUCGACUUUGUAACAAAGUAUGGUGUCAGUUUAAAAUGCAAGAACUAGUGUAAGUGAAAUGUUUGGGGUAGCAUUCUAAGAGUAAUUAGUCACUAAAUCUUUUUCCAGCCAAUGACCAAGAGGUUUAAGCCGGGGGCUAGACUACACACCUGAUGAAUAGGUGUACAAGUAUUAGAGGAGUUGAACUGGAUUCGACUUUAUCCACCCUGUCGGCCUCCUUUCUUCUAUCAAAGGAAGGAAGGCAGAAGUUGGAAGAAGUUGCUUUUGGUUCCCGCAGCUUUGCACAUAUUUCGUCUCUGCUAUGCUGUAAAUUUGUAGUUCGACAUGACAUGCAGGUUCCCUUUUUUCCUUAGGUGCUCUGUCAGGCAAAAUGGUUAUGUUCUAACUGUAACAAUCGCAGCUACGCUUGUAUUGUGCUAAAUUAGUCAAAAUGCAACUUGUGUUAAUUUUGUUCUCUAACUUUAUUAUCCCUUGGAAGAAAAAGAAAAGCAACCAACUUAAAAUGAUCU
Messenger RNA from Coffea arabica (coffee), 4977 nucleotides. The record is from RefSeq and is a predicted model, not a curated record. Lineage: Eukaryota; Viridiplantae; Streptophyta; Magnoliopsida; Gentianales; Rubiaceae.